UCCUUCGGAUUCGGUAUUUUAUAUUGCCCAUCCCUAUAUUAGUGAAAUAAUUUUGUAACCAUAGAAGCACUAUGGUACCUGCCAUUUAGUAUUUGAUCUUAUUCCUGCAAGAUUUCACAAAAUUCAUUUUAUUUUAUUUCGUAUGUGACAUAAAGCAUGCUCAGCAUUCCAUGAAAAUUUGUAUAUUUAUUGUCUCAGUCAUUUUAAUAGGCUUUCUCAUUGCAGCAUUGUGUAUGAUCAAUUUAUUCAUAUCUCUGGGUACUCUUGCUCCUUGACAAUAAAUGUUUUUCUAUUAAUAAUAGUUUUUGCUAUGUAAACUAAAGCUAGCUAGUUCGAAAUGCAGCUUAUUUUCUGCAAUACCUACAAUUUUGACUCUCAAGGGGCGAAUGGAAAUUGGGCUGUCAUCAAAUUUCCUUGCAUGGUUGCUGUAGAUGAAAUUAGAAUUGUUCCACCUGGUGUAAAAACCCACAGUCAACUUCAUGAAGAUCAGUUUACAGGGAAAACUUCACCAAGUAAAUUUCGUAUUGAAUUUUUUUCGGAUGAUCGCAGCGCUUCCAUGACCACUUAUGAACAUGUAGGUUCCAUGGAAUAUGCUGAGGGUUCUCCUAACAGAUUUCACCCCCCAUCUGCAUUGUACAGUGAAAAACUUCUUUUAAAUGGUUGGUUCAGUCAAAUCACAAUUGCUGUAUACGGAGGAAUUCUUAGUGAUGUUGGCACCACUCCACCUCUUCUAGAUUUAAAUAUGAAAACUCCUUCACUUAUUAUUCAUGAGAAACCUGAAGGAAGGUCAGUGUAUAUUCGAGGUGUGCAAGAUGUACCACAAUUGCCAAAAGAACUAGACAAACCAGAACCGCUUAUGGCAUCUUUUCCUGCAACAGGAGAAGCGGAGUUUAUGCGACGAGGAAUUGACGACAAUCCUAGGGGAGUUUUAGAUGAUUUCGGAUUCCAGGAGGAUGACAUGAACCUAGAUGCUAUUCCUCCGCCAUACUAUGAUAGACGUCAACAGCGGAAUAAGGGGUUCGGCCACAAAAACUAUAUGGGUGAGAGAAUGGAUUAUAACAGGGUAAUGGGGGGUCGAAAAACAUUGCUUUCAGGCACGGAGCAGGAUAACUCAUUUAGAAAUGAUGGUGAUCAUUUUUCGUAUAAAGAUAAAAAUAAAGCAUUCCAUCAGAGACAGCACAUGCGACAUGAAAUAGUUGACAACAUCGAUGUAGGUAUUCAUAAGCAAAGAAGUGGAAAUGAACGGAAUUUACAAACUGAUCACGGUGAAAACAAAAGAGAGCAACGCCUGUCUGAAGAUAACAGUGAGACUAAAGAUAUAGGACAUAGUGUCGAUAGUAAAGGGGAAGACCAUGCAAAAGAACGUAGCCAGUGGAUGGGUGGAGAAUAUGAAGAAAUCAGUGAAGAAGAGAUUGAAGAGGAACGUGCUGCGGCUUUACAAGAUAUGGAGGAUUUAAUAGAUGUUGAAGUUCUCAGUUCCACCAGUACAAUGGCUUUUAAUCCUUUUAUGAUGGAACCCGUUCAGCUGAUGCAUUUUAAUCACCCAGAAAUGAGCGAAUUUGAGAUUGAAUGCAACAAUCUGCUUUUACAGCAGGAGCAGGAACAGCCUCACCAAAAUGGGGAUGAAGCUGAUGUUGCUAGAUUUGAAUCUCUAUUCACUAAAGCGAGAAAAAUUGGUAAAAUACAAACUACGGACUCUGGUUUGCCAGUUCUGAUAUUAAAUGCAGAACAAGGGAAGGAAUGGGUUGCAGUAAUAGAGGAAUUCAUUCCUCUUAUCUCGACAGCUCUUCCAUUGAUCGGAGUUAACCAUCGGGAGAAGUAUGACCAAUAUAUAUCGUUGCUUGUUAUGUGGGUACUCACUGGAUUAGAUAGUGCUGCAGCGUCUACACAAGCUAUCGGAACUAACCUUAGGAUGCUGAAAUGUGGGAUCAAUUUAGCUCACAAACUCUGUUCUACUACACAAGACAUUGUAUCAUAUUUUACAUCAUCAAAACUGGAUUCAAAGCUCAUAUCUUUGCUUCGUAUGAAAUAUAUGGCGUCUUCUUUAAAAAUAAUGAUUGUCCAUGCUUUAGAUGCUUAUUUGUCAUGGCCAUAUCAAUUGAUGCAUACAUUAAAAGAAGGAAUAGUUUCUUCUGAACAAUACUCAGCACUUGUUGAGGUCAUGCUAAUGCCACAGGCUGCGAGAGUAGCUGAAGCCUUAUCUAGACUUAUAAACAAAAUAACAUUGUUUCAUUCUAUGUGGCGACUUAAAACGGUUGUACAUGAUCUGAUAACCGAAAAAAUACCUAAUGCUGAAGAUGAAUAUUUUUUCGAAGAUGAGUACAUGACUGAGGAUAUGGAAAGCGAUGUUGUUGAGGAGGUUGUCAUGGAGGAGGAAGAAAUGGUUGUUAUGUCAUCUACUUCAAAUGAUGAAGAAGAUGAUACUGAUCACUUUCGACUAAUUAAUAAAGAAAAAAGUACGAACAAAAAUCUUCGUAAUUAUGAAAACCAAGAGUUUACUGAAAAACUUUCUGAUGGUGAUGCUCAGCAAAUACAUGUACCACACACCCUCCAGAAGAUACAACUGUUCCUCUAAGCUGCCAUUUGUACUGAUGAAGCUAACAUAAAAGUGAACGAUGUUGAAAACAUAUUGGAAUCAUUGAGACUGAUAACACACACUAUACAGAACAUCAAAUCAACUAUUGCUCAACUUCCAAAACGGGUUUUUCCUACAGAAUCAAAUUUAGAGGAAAUUGCAGAUGGUCCUGCAUUGAACAGUAUGUUUCGCAUGAUGGAAUAUUACCAGGUUCUCCCUGCUGUCCAGGCUUUGCUUUGUACUCCUGUAAUUUCAAGCAUACAAGAUGUUUACGAAGCGACUUAUACGUUUCUGGAUAUUUUAAUGAUGCGACAGGAUGGAUUGCUUUUUUUGGCAUCAAAUUUUAAUUGUGUUUAUUGCAUUGCUAGACAUUUAUUAUGUUCUACACCAAACUUGUCCACUACUGAGAUAGAAUCUGUGGGCACUGCAUCUCAUCUUGGUGCAAAAUUAGCAAUUCAUCUUCAGUGUAUACAAUGUGUGGAUCAACUUGGGACAUUUCCUGAAAUAGAAUUUGAUGAAACAAUAGCAGAGGAAGCUGCUGAAAUUCUAAAAAUGCUUUAUUCACUAACUUACGAGACUUUUGGAAAAUAUUGGGUGGCAAAAAUCUUAAGUAUGGAUGAUCAUAUACUUACAUUAUUAGCAUGUAUACAAAAAGUCAACAAAGAAGAAACACCUGCCAAAGAUGAGGAGGAUUCUAAGGAUGUGGGAGAAGACAAAAAAAGAGAAGAGAAUCUCGAAAAACCAAGGAAAAAGCCUCAGCGGAAAAUGGCAGCAAAUGGAUACGCAAUGAACAUUUUGCUUAUAACUUUGAAAAUGUCACAGAAUGUGUCCCAUCUUUUAUUACAUCAUGAAGUCAUUUUGAGCACUAUUAAGGCUGCAACAUUUAGUCAUUCUCUAGAAGAGGUACAAGAGUGGUUACGCCCUCUUAAUACGUUGAAAAGCCCACAAAAUGCUAUUGCGGGAUGCAUGGAAUUUUUAAAAACUACUUUCGAAAAAUUGGAGUGGAAUACAUUAAUGACGUCUGGUCCUGGAUUAUGCACAGCACUGCGAAUAUUAUGUAAUACCAGUGAUGUGAAACAUCCCCUUGCUUUUAGGAUGUCUUCCAUGGAUGAAAAAAUACCAAUGUCAAUGUACAGCACCUCCAUUCAAAUAUUUUCUGGAGGAGGUCUUUCAGUAUUGGUAGAUGGGAUAGAAAAACUUAACAAAUGUUUCACCUAUCCUUGUUAUAGCCAGCAUUCACUAACUACAAUCUUAUCAUCUAGUUUCCAUAAUUUGGUUACUGUAUUAUCAGAAAACUUGUUGCUACUUGUCAAUCAUUUGCUCAAAGUGCUGCUCAGUACACCUGAAGGUAAAUUCAAACCAGAUCGUUUGACAAAAUUACUAGUUCACCACUAUGCUGGUAUGUACACUGUAUUACGCCAGUCAUGUAUCGAAAAAUUGGACAUUAUGACAGAAUUAAUUGUAUUCAUACUUACCCUGCUCUUGAAAACAUCUGAUAACAACACUUCAGAUGAUGGGAACCAGAAAAGUAAGAUUUUGACUGAAAUCAUUUCCAGCAUGCAGGAACAUUGUCAGUCUAUGGUGCCUGGAAUGAUUCUACUUUCACAUCUGCUUCCACUGCCAUUACCAAUUGUUAUUUCCAAUGAGCUGGAUGGAGAAGCUAUCAAGUCGGUAAAAAAAUGUAGAGGUGCAUGGGAUGAAUCCCUUCAAUCAGUGAUGGAUGAGCUAUCUAAUGUAGUUUCUGUAGCAUGCCACUCAACAUGUCUGCCAUGGCUUGAAAUUCUCAUACCGCUAAUUCAACAAAUUUCAGAUCUUUCUCCGACUUUAUCACAAGCGGUUAUUAAUGUAGUUCUUGAUACUUGCGUUCAUGCUUCCAAGCCAGUGGUAGAGACAGAAAAUGCUGAAGAAAAACCUGUCCAAGAAGAGGAGUACAUUUAUAACUCACACCAAAUAUCCAUAUUGUCAGAAAUUGCAAUGAAAGGUUCAUCGAAAGCAACUAUUUUGAGUAUUAUUCAGGAAAAUAAGAGAGAUUCUUUGAAUUCAUUGUGGAAAACUGCAAAACAACAAAUAAAUGACAGGUCGUCACGUCUCAAUGAAGCUACUAUGGGACUUGCAAGGGUUCUACUUGACCCAAACAUAACACUGGUUCCUACAGAAUUGACACAACCAAGUUUGAUUCCUCAAUCUCACUUACAGGACAUUGUGAGUUUGUCUGUAGACUGUUUAAAUUCAGCAUCAUUGCAAACUAUCCAUUGUGCUCUUCAUUCUCUGAAAUCACUGGCAUCCACUGAAGAAUGGUACAAAGAGAUUAGAUCUCUUCUAAUAAAACACCAUUCCACCCUGAAUAAUGUUCUAGAAACAAUCUUGAGAAGAUGGACCAGAGAGUAUAUGCAAUCAGUUGCCACACUUUUAGACUUCUGCAUUUUUGUGAGACUUCUGUGCAGACCAGAAAAGUGUAGGCACAGUUAUCUUACGAAAGCUGAAAUACGUUCGAUCUUGAGAUGGAACAAAGAAUUUGCUACCGGGACACACCCGUUAAUUUCAUUGAAGACAAAACUUGAAGCGGAUGAGUCUGAUGAUGAAUUCGUAAACUGUGCUCUGGAUGAGGUGACAGUUUUAUGUCAAACAUUGAGAACAUCACACGUUCUGAAACAUAAAGUUCAAGAGAAAAAGAAUGUGAAGGACAAAGCCAUCAAGCCUUUAUCAUUGCAGGAGCAGUUUGAGAUGAGAAUGAUUUUUGCAUAUGGCGGGGAUGAUGAUAUAUUUGCUGCCAGAUUGUCCGUUCUUCAGGGAAACACAGAACAAUCAUUUAUAUCAAAAAAUAUCAAGUCGAAAAGCAGUAUUUCGGCAGAUCUUGUUGAUAUGGCUGAGAAGUUCUGCACAGGAUACAGUUUAGGAAAAAGUUUAAAAGAACUUACAGAGUCUGCCAAAACAACAGAUAUUGAUAAGAUUCGAAUGGAAGCGAAAGCAAAGAGGUUGAAGAAAAUGGAAACGUUUUCAACACGACACGGAAAAACAAUGACAUACAUUAAACGCUCACACGGACUUGCUGGCCCCCCUCCCAGGGGUAGAGGGCGUGGACGAGGUGGUAUGUCCUCGGGGAGACAUUACGACUUAUUCAGACAGAGAAAACAAAAUACGAGUCGUCCACCAUCCAUGCAUGUGGAUGAUUUUGUAGCUGCAGACGAAGAGGGUGGUGGUACAGAAACUGAAUUGCCCCCUCCCUCACCACCUCCACCAACAUUCAUAACAUCAAGAAGAACUGCACGUCCAUUCAAAAGAGAUUAUGUACCUCGCGGAAGAGGUCGUGGAUCUAUGAGAGGAUUUGGCAGAGGCAAUUUUCAACAUCAUUUCGGCUCAGGUACGAAUAUUGAGCCUCUGUCCAAUACCACGACAAGUUUAGGAACAGAAGCCUUACAAGCAGAAUGCCAGACAGAUUUCCAAGAGGCAGGGGACGUGGGCGGGACCCCACACGCUCAUUUUCGCCCAGAGACAAACUUUAAAGUGAAGCCACAACAGUCUUGGUCAUUUUCUAAUGGUAGGAACUUUGGUGGAAACUUUCAUCGCCAGGUGGUUUCCGGGGUGGCCGGCCAAAGCCCUUAUGAAGAUUGGACGACCCCUUCUUGGCCCCCGCCAUUCAAUUUUAACAAAUGGGGUGGAAUGCCUCCAAGACGAGGAAGGGGUUAUGGUAAACCAAGAGGCAAGCAUUUGAGGUCAUUUACACGUUAAAAUUAAACAGAUGGGCGAAAUAUGAUAACUUGGCAAUAUAUACCCACUCCCUUUCUAUAAUUAUGAUUUCUGAGUUUUCAUGCAAUUUGCUCAAUCAUGAUGGUAUGUUUUGUGUUGUUUCAUCUAAGAAAAAAUUUGUUUGGUAACUUUUUUUUAAUUAAAAUGUAUAAACUGUC
Styela clava is the source of this 6480-nucleotide messenger RNA. RefSeq names its product protein virilizer homolog. Lineage: Eukaryota; Metazoa; Chordata; Ascidiacea; Stolidobranchia; Styelidae. Gene Ontology annotation, molecular function: RNA binding. The record is from RefSeq and is a predicted model, not a curated record. Gene Ontology annotation, cellular component: RNA N6-methyladenosine methyltransferase complex. Gene Ontology annotation, biological process: mRNA modification.